This is a messenger RNA of Ruditapes philippinarum (Manila clam), 4068 nucleotides long. RefSeq lists its product as uncharacterized. Lineage: Eukaryota; Metazoa; Mollusca; Bivalvia; Venerida; Veneridae. The record is from RefSeq and is a predicted model, not a curated record. Bases 11 to 1537 code for a protein of 508 amino acids. The transcript has 3 exons.
AAUAACAGGAAUGACGACGGGAAGCACCUAUUUCUCGUCUGAUUAUAUGGCCUAUCAAAACGACGUAUCUUGGGAUAGAUGCAUCAACAGAAAAAGUGAAUCUGAUGCAAAUAUACUAAUUGAAAGGGAUAUUUUACCUACUAAAAAUGAACUAAACAUGGCUUUUCGUGUAUUUGGGACCAAUUCAAGAAUCAUUUCAAGUAUUUGCUCUUCGAUACGCCACCAUAUGAAGAAGGAUUUGAAAAAAGGCAUCGACAUUUUGCCAUCGUACCAAGCAGACUCUGAGUCUGUUGUGUUUUUAAUUAUUAUAAAAAGGGUUUCUUCCUUUCCCAUUUUCAAAGAUUAUGAUUAUUUUAUGAAAUGUGCAAACCAAUACAGUCCUGAGGGAGACAUUGUUGCUAAAUGUGAAAUAAAAGAUAGAACGAUGAAUCAUUGUGACGAUGACAUUUUUGAACAGCUUAGAAAAUGCAUAAACGAGAAUGCUGACGAUCUCUUUAAAAUGCAUAGUAAUCUUAAUGUGAUAUUACCUAGCUCGAAAAAGUCAGUUGGAUACAGAUCAGGUCAACAUAAAAUUUUAGAAAAACCUUGUAUAGCUCUUUAUGUGUCAGUAAAGGGUUAUAUACCUCUAAACGAGACACCCUUUCAAACGAUGAUUGAUUGUUUCCAAACAGAUGUUUUGGAAGGAGAAUUCGAACCAUAUAUGCAAGGGCCAAACGAGUACCAUGAAGAUCUUAAAAUUGGUCUAGCAAUACAUGCUAAUGUUUUGAAAGGAGAUGAUAUUUUAGGAGGUACUCUUGGGGGAUUUAUUGACCAUUCAACGUAUGGAUUAUGUGGAAUAACAAGUGCACACGUUGUCUAUAGUGAUGCUGAAAUGACUGAAGUUAUAGACAAAAAACAAUUACGUUUGAGAAAGACAGUUUAUCAGCCUAUUGGUGGACGUUCGUCAGCGUUUGGUGAAGUCGUUCAAGCUGUUUACGAUGAAGGUAGUCGUUCUGCAUCUGGAAUGGAAGUUGCUCUUGUACAAAUACAAAGCAGACAACCGACGAAUGGAAGCUUUCCCGAAACAUUGAAAGAUUUUGAAGCAGGGUUCGAUGCAAGUAAUCCAUUGUGUUUCAAUUCUGGUGCAGUUUGUGAAACAUCUGAAAUAAAGCGUAGGACUGAAGUGUACAAGUUUGGCAUGAAUUCCGGAAUCACAAGAGGAAGCUUUGACUUACAGGGUGCCGCCUUACGUAAAGGUCAAAUGCAAGGACAUCAGGGCUUUGGUUUUAAUCUAAAGAAUCAAAUGGUAGUUCUUCAAAUAGGAAAGAACCCCUUUGCCGAACGUGGAGAUUCUGGCGCGUUAGUAUUGAUUGAAGGAGAAGAGGAUUCAAUUGCUAUUGGUAUUGUUGAAGGGGGGAUGAAUGGUUGCGUGUUUGUCACGCCAUUAUGUGAUAUUCUAAGAGCCGUUGGUUGUACGGAAUUAAAAAUGCACCGAUUCACGCCGCCGACAUGUACACAAAGUGUCUCUGACUCGGGAGUAGGAAUGGAAAUGUCUUAAUUAUUUUUCUGUUAACUUCUGGUUCCGGAAAAACCUUUUUUCCGCCAUGGCACAAACAAACCUGACUAGAACCCGAAAAUAUCUAUAGACAAUAUGGUUAAUUAUGUUCAAAGAGGAGGUGUUACAUUGAUUUGGUGAUGCAGCCAGAAGCUGCAUUCAGGAAACGUCGUUCUUUCUUGUUUAUCAUUUUAAUUAGUAUUUCACAAUAAUCGGAUCUGAAAAUUCUAAUUUAUAUACAUGUAUACAGUCAUGUGUACAGUCAUGACGUUAUAUGCAUGUCUUUCUGUAUGUGUGCGGGUAGUGAGGGUGUAUUAUUAAUCGAAUCCUUCAUACAAUUGUUAAUUAGAUAACUAUAUAACUGAUCAUCAUAUUUGCUAUUAAAAUUCUUGUGUUUCAUUUUAGUAACAAGGUUUCAUUUUCCUUCAUGUACAUUAGUUUUAAUUUUUGAUAUAGAGUAAAUUUUUUUAUUCUGUUCCCUUGUAGAUAUUUUACACUUUAUCUUGGGAUUUUCGAACUUCAAGAUCCUAAGAGGUAAUUAGGAUCUACAGAUUGAUAUUUUAGAUAAUCCUUAAUUACUUAUCAUUUCGUCAUGCAUUGUAUUUUAUACAGAACUAUUUGUAUGUUAACAUUUACUUUGGAAGAAUUAUGGCAGAUGAUAAUGUUAAAUGCCUUAUUUUUAUGUUCUACACUGCUGACAUCUUUAUACAUGUAUGUAUUUUAUGUUUAUAUGUUGAUUAUUUAUUAAUUUGUUGUCCUCAUGGGUCUAUAAACUUAUAAAAUUUACUUGAAUACAAUCUAAAAUUCUUUUUUCAUAAACGUACAUCAAGUUUAUAGGAACGAAAAAAGAGUUGUAAUGUAAAAUCAAAAAUAAUCUUCAAAUAAUUAAGGUAUAAGGUGUAUUCUAAACUUAUCUUACAUUUUUAUUAUGUUUUUGACAUAAAUACACAAAAAAGCAAAGGCAUAUCAGUAUGUUAUUACGCAAAUGUUUAAGUUAAGUUAUUUCAGUUAUACAUAUGAAAGAAAUACUUUCCCCAACUUUACUGUUUGAUUGAAUCUUAGAAAUAUUGAUAUUUAAACUAAAUUUUAUCUGAUAUUGAUUUUAUAUAGUUGUCACUGUUUAUGUUGAUAUUUUUCUGUUGAUAUUGUUUUGCUAACAGCUUAUGCUAAUAGCUUAAAUACCUAGUGCAGUUGCACUUCAUUUAUUAUUCAACAAUACCGAAAGGAAUAAGUGUUUGUUACCAGUGUCCGUGCAGUGUUACCCGGCUCUGUAAUGUUUGCUGACUGACUAUAUUUUCAUUUGAAAUCCUCAAAGUGGAUAAUAAUAGUUUCUAAAGGGAAAGUUGGACUCGAUCUUGGGGAUUUUGUAUUUCUCUCCAUUUUGUGAGAAAUUCAGCAGGUUAUUAAAUUAAGUUUUUAGUUAUUAAACGAUUCCUUAGCCAUAUCGCUUUGAACAUGUGUCUUUUGAAAUAUAUCCAAUUUAACUACUUUACAAAUGAUUUUUGUAUCACAGAAAUCACGCAACGUUUAAGAGCAUGUAUGCAUAUUAUACUUGUUUGCAAAAGGUAGUUUAAUAUAAGAUUUUUCUCUGUAACAUGAUGUCUGAUUAAUGUUAAGUUGCUAUAAGUAUAUAAAUAACACAUAUUUUAUAACAGUACAAGUAUUAUCCCAAGGAAAAUAUUUUUAAACAACGUGUUCGUGAUAAUGAUUUUCAGUUAUAGCUGGAGCGUUAAGAAAAUUGAACUCGUGUAAGAUUUUUCGGAAAGAUAAUAAAACUAAAAGACAAUUAAACUUUCAAAGUUUUUUUUAUAAAUUGUUACAAUCAUGAAUAUAAAAAAGCUCUAUAUAACUAAAAGUUGUGUUUCCUGUUGGUCGAUGUUUGUCUACUUAGUAUAUUUAUGGCAUGUUCGUAAAUAUAAAGAUAGAAAAUGAUGCUGAAAAUUUUGGUACUUGAUUUAUUACAACACAAAUAGCAGUUGGUGUUAAUUAGUUUGUUUUGUUUUUUGUUUUGUUCUACUUUUAUUUAUUUCUUGUUUAUGCACAUGUAUUCAUGUUCACUUUGACCUUUUGCCUACUAAAUUCCGAAAUAAAGUUUCCUCUGUAUUGAAAUGUUAUACAUCUUAUAUUCAUUUCGUUUUUAUACACGUUUCUUAUUAUUUAUUCAAAUGUUUGUCUUUGAGAAUUAUCUGUGAUAUUUUUAUGUGAUAGUAAUAUAUUUUCUUCAAUUGUUGACUUUUUUCACAAAUGUUGAUAAGGUACUCAAGUAAUUUGGUUUACAAAUUAUUUUUGAUUAUCUUAAAAAAGAAUAGUUGAAAACAUAUCAUCUAUCAUUAUACAGGUUUUUUUCACGCUAUCAAGGACAAAAACUCCAAUCACUGUAGCAGCAAAACCUAAUAAUAAUCAUUAUUAAAUCUAUAUUCUUACACAUUACACUUCUUUUCAAAUGACUGCCAUUCUUCUUCCAACACCUUAGGAGAUGAAUCAAAAUAAGUAUUUUAUACUUGUUUUCAUAUCCGAUUCCAAAAUGUAUAAGA